Molecule: messenger RNA, 1011 nt
Organism: Penaeus indicus
Lineage: Eukaryota; Metazoa; Arthropoda; Malacostraca; Decapoda; Penaeidae
Exons: 5
Coding region: 1-1011 (336 amino acids)
Source: RefSeq, a predicted model, not a curated record
AUGAUCAGCUCAUUCCCCAUGUUCUCAGAGACUGUGAAAACUACUCAUGUCCACCAACCCCUUUUAAUCCUCAUGGGGUUUCACACAUUCUGUGGGUCUUGUGGUAUAAUUGGUUUAGUACUGGUCGUACUAAGUACUAGUCCGGGAUACCUAAGUUUAGAGAGUCGUGCCUCAGCAACUCACGUGACCAGGUCUAGCCUCUGGCCUCUUAGGGCCAGAACCCCUGACCCCCGCACUCAGCGCUUACCCAAGACUCGUCACGUGUGUUUCCUUACAUGUGUUGUGAGUCGGUGGUCGUUGCGUCCUUUUCACUCGCAACACGGUCUCCAAAAUCCGCUCAAGCCAUUGCUUUCACAAUCGACCAUGCCUUCAGUACCACUGAACAUCAAAGACAAGGACAAUACUAGGCUCAAGCAGGUCCAAGAGUUCGAAUACCUUGGAGUGACCCUAGAUGCCAGGGGAGGGUCGCAAGUGGCUAUGAGAGCUAGAGUGGCAGCAGCAUGGAACAAGUGGAGAGAGCUGUCAGGUGUUAUCAGUGACAGGAAGAUGCCUAGGAAACUCAAGGUGAAGCUUUACAGCACUAUAAUACGACCUGUGCUCCCAUAUGGGGCAGAACUAUGGACAAUGGGAAAGGAGGAGGAGAGGAUACUGGAAGCAACAGAAAUGAGGAUGUUGAGAAGAAUCAAAGGUGUGACGCUGAGAGAAAGGGAAAGAAGUACUGACAUCAGGAGAGAAUUGGAAGUGAGUGACAUCAACGAGAAAGUCAAGGAAAUAAGAAUGAGAUGGUAUGGACAUGUGAAGAGGAGAGAAGAAGGACAUCCAGCAAAAGUGGCUAUGGAAAGUAUAGUACCAGGAAGAAGGCCGAGAGGAAGACCAAAGAAGAGAUGGAGAGAUAACGUGAAGGAGGAUAUGAGCCACUUCGGCGUACGCCCGGAAGAGGCCCUGGAAAGAAAGAUUUGGAAACGGAAGACCCGGGCGGCUGACCCUGCAAGGCGGGACCAACGGCAGUAA